Molecule: messenger RNA, 5323 nt
Organism: Hyposmocoma kahamanoa
Lineage: Eukaryota; Metazoa; Arthropoda; Insecta; Lepidoptera; Cosmopterigidae
Product: sodium-independent sulfate anion transporter-like
Exons: 14
Coding region: 21-1829 (602 amino acids)
Biological process (GO): transmembrane transport
Cellular component (GO): membrane
Molecular function (GO): sulfate transmembrane transporter activity
Source: RefSeq, a predicted model, not a curated record
UGGCUAGGUAGCAUAUAACAAUGGAUUCUGACGACCCGAGAACACCUUUACUUGGAGGUCCUUUCGCCGCCAACCGGUUUCAUCGCGUGGCUGCUAAGGUAUGCAGCAUAGAAUCAUGGCGGCGACGACUUCCGAUUUCCAUCUGGUUGCCCAAGUACAGCGUGGAAAGCUUGAUACGAGAUGCUAUAGCUGGCAUAACGGUCGGCCUGACGUCCAUUCCACAAGGGAUCGCUUAUGCUAUAGUCGCUGGAUUACCGGCCCAGGUGGGUCUAUAUUCAAGCAUAUUCCCCGGCCUCGUGUAUAUGGUCUUAGGGAGCUGCAAGGACGUCACUGUCGGGCCCACAGCUAUCUUAGCCGCUCUUCUGGCCAAGUAUGUGGCCAAGAGCGCUGACUUCGCCUAUUUGGCUGCUUUUCUCUCGGGCUUCAUUAUUUUGUUGCUGGGAAUAUUACAGUUAGGGUUUUUACUGGACUUCAUAUCAAAACCGGUGAUCAGCGGAUUCACGACGGCGGCUGCCCUGCAGAUCGGUGCAGCGCAGUUGAAGUCCUUAUUCAGGAUAUCAGGGUCGUCAGGCGACACCUUCAUUGACGCUAUGGUGAACUUCUUCAAGCACAUCAAGACGGUGCAGCUGUGGGAUACGAUCCUCGGAAUCGUUUCUAUUAUCGCAUUAUUAUUGUUCAAAAGAGCAACCCUAAGGACCACCCCCUCUGCCACCCCUUGCCGCCACCGUGUCGCGAAAGUGUUGCUGUACUCAGUGCGAGCUCGCAAUGCUAUCGUCGUCUUCAUCGGGACUAUACUAGCAUAUAUUCUGUAUUUAUAUGGGAUUACGCCGUUCGCUCUUACAGGCAAAAUCGACGGCGGUCUUCCUAAUUUCGGCCCGCCACCGUUUAGCACCGUAGUCAACAACAAGACGAUAAACUUCGAAGAAAUGCUGUCUAUAUUCGGAGCCGAGGGCCUAGUCAUGCCAUUAGUUGCCAUAUUGGAGAGCAUUGCCAUUGCUAAAGCUUUUGCUGGCAGUACGUCAGUGGACGCUACUCAAGAAAUGAUUGCCAUUGGCAGCUGUAACCUGCUGUCAUCUUUCGCGCAGUGCAUGCCAGCCACGGGCUCUUUCACCAGAACCGCCCUGAACCACGCCAGUGGAGUCGUCACACCCGCCGGAUCGCUAUUUAAAGCUACCCUAGUCUUUCUAGCAGUGACGUUUCUAGCUAAGGCGUUCUACUUCAUUCCUCGCGCGACUUUAGCCGCUGUCAUCAUGUGCGCUAUGAUCUCCAUUAUCGAGCUGAAGAUCAUCAGGAAACUAUGGAGGAAUAGCAAAAUGGAGCUAGCGGUGUACUGCAUAACAGUGGUAGUGGGGGCCGCAGUGGGCCUGGAGUACGGCAUUUUAGCCGGGGCGGCAGCCGAUGCACUUAGGGCGCUGGCCGCAGCCGCCAGGCCGCCGUUGCAGGCCAACGUCUUCAAGGUGGGUAACGUUGACUGUCUGUCGAUAACGCUGGUAGGCACGUUGUCGUACGCGUGUUCCGAGUACGCAGCGGAGGAGGUACGCCGGAAAGUGGGCCCGCGUACUGCAGUGGUGGUGCUGGACGCCCGGCAGCUGCACGCCAUGGACAUUGGCGUUGUUGAGAACUUCAUUUCAAUGAUCAUGGACAUGGAAAAUAAUAACCAUCAUAGGUUUUUGCUGUGGAACUUCCCCGAAAAACACCAUCAAUUAUUCGACGACCUCCAACCUGGGUUUAGAGAGAGGUUCGUCGCUGGACCGAGCAUAGACCUACAUAUACUGGCGCUAGAAGUCGACAGAAGAGAACAAAGUUUCAAUAACAUUAAUUUUCAAUAGACUUACUGUUAUCAAUUUUCGACUAUUGGAUGCGUUGGAUCGGUUCGAUUGUGAUAAAAAGCAAGUGUGAUUUGUGAUUGUGAUAUGUUUUAAUUGCGGCCAAUGUAAAUGUAAUGAGAAAUAUGCGACUGCGAGACGACGGUACUUCCAACCUUUGUUACCAUUUUGUAAUUAGAAUGAAUAUUUUUAUUUAGAAAUGUAUAAAUAUUGCUCCAAAGGACACGUAACAUUGACCAAAGUGACUUAUUUGCCACCUAGAAGUAUGAUUUGUUAGAAAUUACAAAUUUUAACGAAAAUUAGUUAUUUGUUAACACAAGAUUCUGAAUAGAAUUAUGUAAAUACAUUUUAACAAUUACUUGCAUACAUUAAAUACUUAACAAUUACGCACUUGUUUGUGUGAGCCUCGUGUCCAAAAGUACACGAGGGAAAAUUUCAACGCGGCCAUUAAGGUGGUAUCGUACUACUCGAACGAUUAAAGUUCUGAAAUAAAAGAAUCAUAGACAGGACAUGAAGAAGAAGACAUUAAAAUCAUUUUGACAGACAUUUGUGUAUAUAUAAGGUGCUUACAAAUUAAGUACAGACUAUUUUAGAUACCUAGAGUCUUUAGUUUGCAUAACAAGGAUGAAUUUAAAAUACAAAUCAAAAAGAUUUGUUGCGAAUUUUUAAAUUUUACAUUUCCGCACAAAAAAAAAACUGUCUAAAUAACCAAGCUAUAUUAACUAUAUGAUAAUAUUCUAGAACAUUUAAAUAAUAAAAAUUGCCACCGAAAUUGGGUGCAGAAAACUAAGCCGAAAAUUACCCUAUUAAUAUCUUCAACAUUGCUUUGUGGUGUCAUAACGGUUAAUUAUGAGCGGGAAAAACUGAAUCUCAUUGUAAUUAAGUGGCCAAUUAUAGCUAAACAGUUUCAAAAGAACACUGAAGACAUUUUAAACACUAAGUAGUAUUAGGAUUAACUGAGUGUGUUUAGCAAUUGACUUGUUUUGUUAAAUUUCUCGAAUAACUGACAUAGACUUAUUGGCGAUUAUCUUCUUUCGAAGUCAUUAAUAAUGAGUUAAGUUAUUGAUUCCAAAAGUAAACGUACCUAAUUUGUUAGCGCCCUGUAUGUAAAUACGUUAUUCAAGUAUUCUUAUUGCAUACAAUUUUUUUUUUUUUUUUGACUUUACAAUUAUGAUUAUUAUGAAGUUCUUAGGUGUUCGCGAUUGUUACACAUAGGAAAUGAAACUAUUUUUUCGUAUCUCAAUUGCGUAUUAUGGUUUUCUUUUUCAAAGAAACCAACGUUUCGAGGUCUUUGUAGGUCCCACGGCCAUGGCUGGCUGAGAUGGUAGUAGUCAACCAGUUAUGUUUAACCUGAAUGCAAACCACGUAGACAUAUGUAGAGUGAAAUAUAGGGUAAAAUGGGCCCGAAAUGUUGGCAUGUUUGAAAAAAAUAAAUAUAAGCAAUUUAAAAAUAAGUUUCAUUUUAAAUUAUUACUAUUCAUAUUUAAUUCAAAUCUCUAUCACCGCGUUUCAAUUGUAGACUGACUUAUAUUACAUAUAUGUAUGCGUGACCAUGUGAUAUUUAUAGUAUAGUAAUAUUAAAAAAACACCUAGUUAAAUUUUAUGAUUAUUGUUACCUAGUGCAUAUUAGUUAAUACAUAGCCUUCAAUUAUGUUUGUAUGUCCAAUGUUUAGCCGGGCAAAGCGAAACUAUGCUUUUUUGUUACUUUCAACUUGUUGCAACUUUAGAAUGAAAGUGAAUCAACACAUAAUUCAAACUUUUUGGGAAUACGCAAAAUAGGCUUUGAGGUUGUGACAUUAUUUAACUUAUUACUCUUGUAGUGCUAAAGGUAAUGGACAUUGUUAGCCCUGGAAAAUAAUGAACAAGCAUUCAGCUUUAUAAACUAAAAAAAUUAUUCUGAUUAUUUUAAUAUACAACCAUUGAUAUGAGUGCGAGAGCCUGGUUAUCUGUAACCUAGUACAGACUCCAGCUCCCACUAAGGAACUUGUUUUAUUUUAUAUGAAAUGUAACUAUAGGCUCAAAUCUACUCGCUGUAAGGUCACUUUUUACAGAACAUUUCUGUUGUCAUUUGACGUAAUAAAAAUUAAUGUCCACUUACACUAAAUUUUAGUACGUCUUAAACCAAUGCUUAAAUGGAUAAGACACUCUUAACACUAUGUAUUAAGGGUGUCUUUUGCAUUGCAAGCUUUAGUUAAGAUAUACUUAACACUCUCAGAGUUAUAGAACAAUUCAUUUUUUUGUACUAGCAGACCAUGUCAGCUGCCGUCGGGACACCCUCAAGCUUUAUCAGCAGGCGUUACGCAAAAACAGACGUAUUUUGAAAUGAAAACGUACUCGUUGCCACAAUUCCGUAAUCCCAUUGGUUGACCAUACAAAACUACUAAUCCCCAAUAAGGGAUCCAUUGUACGUGAGUUAGUUAAUGGUACGGGUACUUCUUUCACCAGAUAGUGGUUGGAUAUCACCACUAGAGACAAAUACUUGAUCAGCUGUUAGUAGACGAUCUAAACAACUAAUAUGUCGGCCUGCUGGUGUAACCUUUUACUGCUCAGGACUAGAAAAAUUAAAACAAAUUUGGAUUCCUGCGUUUGUUACGUCGGCGGCCCAUAUGGCUUGCUGGGUAAAGUUCAAAAAUACGUAACGGCUUGCUGCACUCGCUGUUUUUGUGGGCGGCCGGCGCCCCACGUGGCGCUGAGAGUGUUUAGUGCAAGUGGAUAUAAGUCUCUUUCAUUUUGACCAGCUAGGCAAGAUGUUAAGUCCUUAUAAAGAAUAAUUACAAAAGAAAGCACUCUUAAGUAUUAAAAUAAGUCGCAUUUGUAAGAAUUUAAUGAUGAUUUUCGGAACGAAAACGACACGGUUGCUAAUCCUGCACUUUUUCGCGUGUUGUUUUCGCAAAUGCAGAUUCAACACUAAAUGCGUCGUUUUAUUCGAAUUAGAAUUUCAAACAUAUGAAAGAGACCAAUAUAGUGAGUCUGUGACACUCGAGCUACAAUGGCUUAUUUUUUCAGAUUAACAAGCUUAUGAAAUAUGAUUUGUAAAGUCGUUUACGGUAUAAACUCAUUUUUUAUUUUUUUGAAUGAGGUCACAUUCCUUCUAAAGGUGCGUUGUAUAAAAUUUGUGUUUCUACAAAUAAAUGUAGCUCCAUGCAACUGCCUUCGUGACCGAAAGGUUGCCAUUCUGGACUGCCACGCAGCGGUCCUGGUUUCGAUUUCCAGGCCUACAGAAAUAUGUGUACGAUGUACAUUUAUUUCUCUCGUGAGUUUGGGUAUAAUUAGUGGUUCUCAAUGUGUGGUCCAUGGCACCCGCGACGCAGGUUUUCCCUAAAGCGGGGCUGCGUUAUUAUUAAAUCUGCCGCUGUUAGUUAAAACGGCGCUUGUGACGAAAAUUAAAAACCGAGAAAAUAAUAUUUUUUUUAAGUUUUAUUGAAUGUCGCCACGUUUAACCACCAUGAUAUUUAAUUAUUCUGAAAUUUCUUGUCAAGUUUAUUAUAAUUAAUACA